UGUAUCUGCGAUAUUCAUACAGGACAUUUCUGGAAAAUCCAAGCGCAAGAGGUGAUAAUGGAACAUCACCUUUGGCACGGUUGCGUCGUCUGAGAGAAAGGUAAAACUCGGCGAAACGCGGGCGGCUCGUCGAGCAACGCGCGCCAUCUCGCGGCAGAAAUGGGAUUCAAACGAGCGCGCACGGACUCGGGAGCUGCGUGCAUAGAGUUCGCUGCGCAUCGUCGUGAGAUGAUGAUGGGACUCGAUCAUCUGCGAGCCGAUCACCUGCUACUAGACGUGACACUCGUGGCUGAGGGUUGCGAGCAGUCAGCGCACAAAGCCGUGCUCGCUGCAUGCAGUGACUUCUUCCGCGCCAUGUUCACAACGCGGCUUUCUGGAGGCGGUGGCGGUGACACGGCGAAGAUACAUCUGAACGGAGUGACGGCGAACGGACUGCGCAUGCUCGUCGACUUUGCCUACACGUCGCAGUUGUCGCUGUCGGCCGACAACGUCGACGACGUGCUCGCCGCAGCCGACUUUCUGCAGAUGCCGCGCAUCACGAGCGCAUGCGCGAAAUACCUGCGCGCCCAGCUGCGACUGUCGCGUGCCCUGGCGACGCUGAACGUUGCCGAGCGCUACUCGCUGCCACUACUGCAGCAACACGUCUAUCAGUUUCUCUGCAACUCGCUGACGGCGUUCGUCGAUACGGAGCACUUCGUCUUGCUCAGCGUCGGCCAGCUGUGUCGCAUGCUGGACGGUUCGUUCCCAGUCGACUGCUCAGAGGAGGUCGUUCUGCGCAUGGUCAUCCGCUGGAUCGCCCACGACAAGGUGAACCGCAUCGUCUACGCGAAACAACUCUUCGAGGCGGUCAACUACGAGAGCAUCGCUGCCGAAAGCCUCGCCGCGCUGGCCCUCGCCAACGGACUCUUCCGCCAGGUGGCCGACCAGUUGCCCGUCGCUGGCAGACGGCGCUGCGUCGACGCGUACGCCGACGACGAGUCCGUGCCGUCGAAUCGACGCGGUCUCGAACGCUGCAUGGUGACAAUAGGCGGGUUUUACGCCGGAGAGAUCACGAACAAGAUAAUGUUCUACGACGCUGCCGCCGCCGCCGACGAUGGCGACGACGGAGGCUGGAAACUGCUGACGGCGAUUCCACACGUCGAGCAGUGUAACUACGGCGUCGCCGUGCUGCGCAAUAAACUCUACGUCGUCGGCGGCUGCUUCAAUCAGUCGCUACAGGAGAACAUACAUCCGUUCGGUUUCGCGUACGAUCCGCGCGCGGACCGCUGGACAACCAUAUCGCCUAUGACGCAGGAGCGAUGUCGAUUCUACCUCGGCAUGGUCGGCAGCAAGAUGUACGCGAUAGGUGGCGCUGAGGAGGCGACGAACGCCGCGCUCGAAGAGUCAUCGUCGUCGUCGACGUGCGAGUGCUACGAUCCGGAUGCAGACCGAUGGAGUCCGAUACGCCCCCUGCCGAGCCGAAGAGUCCAACAUGGCGGCGCCACGUGGAGAAAUCUGCUGUUCGUCUGCGGCGGGCUGGAAGAAGACUGCGUCACGGACUCGCUGCUCUGCUACGAUACAUCAACGGACGUUUGGGAGGAGAAGGCGGCCAUGUUGCGUCCGCGGGCCGACCACUGCGUUAUACUAUACGAGAGCAGGUUGGUCGUCGCCGGAGGUUGGUACGAGGACGAGCUAACGGGAACGCGAGUUAUCGCCAACACGUUAGACUGUUACGACAUCGAGACGGACACGUGGACGGUGGUGAGUCGCGUGCCGACGCCACGUUACCACGGCACGAUGCUGCAACACGAACACAAGAUCUACAUUACGGGCGGGUUCACCGAGCAGCGACGGCCGACGAGAAAGAUCGAGUGCUACGACCCGGAGAAGGACGCGUGGACGGUGGAAGGCGAAUAUCCCGACGACAUUUGGGAGCACUCGUCCAGUACGCUCUAUGUCCCGUGUUGCACGACGAAGCAUUGAUAUGCUCUUCAUCUGUUUGUGAAUAGGCGCGUACGUUACACUCUUUAAUACCCGCCAUACAAUAUCCGACUAUAUAAACUUGCGUAUUUUGUCAAUAUACAUAAAAUUUCGCCGUACAACGAGAACAAAUGAGCUUGCGUAUUUUGUCAAUAUACAUAUAGUUUCGUCGUGCAACGAGAACGAAGUAUGCAUAAUAAUGAAAUUUUGUAAUUAUGUAAUAACGGAAAUGUACCUUUCCUUAGAUUCGCUUAUUACGCACUCGACCUGGAACAUUAAUAGUCAACGUAAUGUAAUAAUUAUAAUUAUUGCAAUUUAUAAUAAUAUAAAUGUGUUCCACAUUAAAUAUCGCACUUAUUAUAUCAUCAUCGCUGAAUAUAUCCUACUAUAUAAAUUAUGUUAUGUAUGCCUAUGUUCUAAAUUGUUAUUAAUUAUGCAUCCAAUUAACAAUGCAAGCCAAUGAAAUACAUAUAUGUUUAAUUGCAUUAUUUUGCUUUUUAAUCGAAAAAAACAAUUACCAAUCGUGUGUGAGAGAGAGAGAGAGAGA
Molecule: messenger RNA, 2506 nt
Organism: Priapulus caudatus
Lineage: Eukaryota; Metazoa; Priapulida; Priapulimorpha; Priapulimorphida; Priapulidae
Product: kelch-like protein 13
Exons: 3
Coding region: 160-1962 (600 amino acids)
Molecular function (GO): protein binding
Source: RefSeq, a predicted model, not a curated record